AGGGAGGGAGGGAGGGAGAGACGGAGGGAGGGAAGGAGGGAGGGAGCGGCGGGGAAGAGGAGGGCACGGAAGCGGGGGAAACGGGGGAGGGAGAGCGCCGGCUGCAGCCGCUCCCUGCCCUCCCCCCGCCUCCCCGCACACGCACGGACAGAGGGACGGAGGAAGAUGCCCUUUGCCCGGUGGGGCGAAGCCGGGAGAGCAUCUCGCCGCCGGCAGUGAAGCCGCCGCCGCUGGGGCCUCCUCGCCCCCGUCCGGCCGGAGCGGGGAGCCCGGCGUUUCGCCCGCCCGCCGCAGGACGUGCACCGGGCGGCGGAGGAGGAGGAGGAGGAGGAGGGCAGGACGCCGCCGCCGCAGCCAUGGGAAGGAUUUGACAGGGUUAUGAGCGUUUUCCACCCGCGCCGCGGCGGUGCCGCCGCGUAGGGGGUGCUUAAUCCCGCCGGCCGGCCGCCCGCCGCCGCCGCCCCUCGGCACCGCAGAGGAGAAGGGGGUGAAAAAAAAAAUGAAGACUUUAGUUUUUUUGAAUCACUGAAAAGCCUUAAAAGGAGACUCGGUAAGGAGGAGGCCGGGAACGGCUCCCCGGGGCAGGACUUGGCUGCGCCCUGAGGAGGGGCUGCGCCGCGGGGACCUGCUCCCCGCCCCCACCCGCGGGCCCUGGCCGCGGAUGCGCCCUCGGCGCGGCGCGGGCGGAGGCGGGGGGCGCUCGGUAGCCUCCCCUCCGGGGCUUUCUGUGCUCCCCUUCCUUCUCCUGCCGGGGUUUUUGGUUUUUUUUUUCCUCUUCUCCUCCUCCCGAUCCUUUCUGGGAAGUGAAAUGCUGAUGCAGACUGAAUGGGGCUUUUACACUUUAAUGAUGCAGUGGGAUUCUUUUCAGGAUUAUGUUGCAUGAUUUGAAUUUUGGAUGAAGGAGAAGACCUUUUCGGAUAGAUAAAUACACACACACGCACGAUAAAACUGGUGUCGGUCGGUCUCGCUUGAAUUUCAUUUGAAUUAUUUAUAUGUCAGAAGUGACUAUAUGUAUUUUUUCUUUUCUAUUAAACACAUUAAAAGAUUUUUUUUAGGAUAACUAUUUUCUUUCCUUAAAAAUUCUGUAUACACGUACAAUAUAUAUACACACUUGCACGCUGCAUACGUGUACCUGCAACUUACUAGGAUUUAUUUUCAGGCUGGGAACGCUGAGGUGGGUUGUAAGUUAAGCACCACCCCGGUUUGACACUCGUUUAGAAAAUACUGUUGAUUUUUCUUUUUUUUAAACAACACUACCUUCAAAACUUGGUUUUUGUUUUUGUUUUUUUUUUAAAAAAAGUAAUAAUAAUAAUUAAAAAAGAAACCCCAAUGCAAACUGAAACAACCAUGUCUGGAGAAGUACGUUUGAAGCAGCUGGAGCAAUUUAUUUUGGAUGGGCCGACUCAGACUAAUGGGCAAUGCUUCAGUGUGGAAACCUUGCUGGAUAUACUCAUCUGCCUUUAUGAUGAAUGUAAUAAUUCCCCUUUGAGAAGAGAGAAGAACAUCCUUGAGUAUCUAGAAUGGGCCAAACCUUUUACAUCUAAAGUGAAACAGAUGCGGCUACAUAAAGAAGAUUUUGAAAUUCUGAAGGUGAUCGGCCGAGGAGCCUUUGGGGAGGUUGCAGUAGUAAAAUUGAAAAAUGCAGAUAAGGUUUUUGCAAUGAAGAUACUUAAUAAAUGGGAGAUGCUGAAGAGAGCUGAAACAGCCUGUUUUCGAGAAGAGAGAGAUGUAUUAGUGAACGGUGAUAACCAGUGGAUCACAACAUUACAUUAUGCAUUCCAAGAUGAAAACUAUUUAUACCUGGUUAUGGAUUACUAUGUUGGAGGAGACCUGCUUACCUUGCUCAGCAAGUUUGAGGACAGACUGCCUGAAGAUAUGGCUCGUUUUUAUUUGGCUGAAAUGGUGAUAGCUAUUGAUUCUGUUCAUCAGUUGCAUUAUGUCCACAGGGAUAUUAAACCAGACAACAUCUUGAUGGAUAUGAACGGGCAUAUUCGAUUAGCGGAUUUUGGUUCUUGUCUGAAACUGAUGGAGGAUGGAACGGUGCAAUCUUCAGUGGCAGUUGGAACUCCAGACUACAUCUCUCCAGAAAUUUUGCAGGCCAUGGAAGAUGGAAAAGGGAAGUAUGGGCCUGAGUGUGACUGGUGGUCCCUAGGCGUUUGCAUGUAUGAAAUGCUUUAUGGAGAAACGCCCUUUUAUGCAGAGUCCUUGGUGGAGACCUAUGGGAAAAUAAUGAACCACAAAGAGAGAUUUCAGUUUCCCACUCAAGUGGCAGAUGUCUCUGAAAGUGCAAAGGACCUCAUUCGAAGGCUCAUUUGUAGCAGAGAGCAUCGACUCGGACAAAAUGGGAUAGAAGACUUUAAGAACCAUCCUUUUUUUGCUGGGAUUGACUGGGAUAAUAUUAGAAACUGUGAGGCACCUUACAUCCCAGAAGUCAGCAGCCCCACCGAUACAUCAAACUUCGAUGUGGAUGAUGAUUGCUUAAAAAAUUCUGAAACAAUGCCUCCACCAUCACACACUGCAUUUUCUGGCCAUCAUUUACCAUUUGUGGGUUUCACAUAUACAAGUAGCUGUGUGCUUUCAGACCGCAGCUGUCUAAGACUGACAGCUGGACCACCCUCCAUGGACGUUGAUGCCAGCAUCCAAAGAACUUUGGAGGAUAGUUUAGCAACAGAAGCUUAUGAGAGGAGAAUAAGACGUCUAGAACAGGAAAAGCUUGAACUUAGUAGAAAAUUGCAAGAGUCCACCCAGACGGUCCAGGCUCUGCAGUAUUCAACAGUGGAUGGCCCAAUAACAGCAAGCAAAGAUUUAGAAAUUAAAAGCUUAAAGGAAGAAAUCGAAAAGUUAAAGAAACAGGUAACAGAUUCUGGUCAGCUGGAACAGCAGCUGGAGGAGGCCAGCACGGCGAGGCGCGAGCUCGACGAUGCUUCCAGACAAAUAAAGGCUUUUGAGAAACAGGUCAGAACGCUGAAGCAAGAGAGGGAAGAUCUUAAUAAGCUGGAAGUCCAAGCUGAAGCUGCAGCUGCUGAGGCAUCCAAAGACAGGAAAUUGCGAGAGAGAAGUGAGCAGUACUCUAAACAGUUGGAAAGCGAAGUAGAAGGGCUAAAGCAAAAGCAGGUUGGUCGCUCACCUGGGGUAAGCAGUAUAGAACACCAGCAAGAAAUUACUAAAUUAAAGGCAGACCUGGAAAAGAAGAGUGUUUUCUAUGAAGAGGAACUAUCUAAACGAGAAUUAAUGCAUGCUAAUGAAAUAAAAAAUCUGAAGAAAGAAUUGCGGGAUGCAGAGAGCCAGCAGCUUGCCCUCAAGAAAGAGAUCAUGAUUUUGAAAGACAAGCUAGAAAAAACCAGAAGAGAAAACCAAAGUGAAAGAGAGGAAUUUGAAACAGAAUUCAAACAGAAAUAUGAACGAGAAAAGAUUCUGCUAACAGAGGAGAACAAGAAACUUUCAAAUGAGCUUGAUAAGCUCACCACCAUGUUUGAGAGGCUGAGUAUGAACAACCGGCAGCUGGAGGAAGAGAUGAGAGACCUGGCCGAUAAAAAGGAGUCUGUGGCCCACUGGGAGGCCCAAAUCACUGAGAUCAUCCAGUGGGUGAGUGAUGAAAAAGAUGCUCGAGGUUAUCUUCAAGCCUUGGCCUCCAAAAUGACAGAAGAACUAGAGGCCCUGAGGAACUCCAGUUUGGGUGCAAGAGCAACUGACAUGCCCUGGAAGAUGCGUCGCUUUGCAAAACUAGAUAUGUCAGCAAGGUUGGAACUACAGUCAGCUCUCGAUGCUGAAAUCCGAGCCAAACAGGCUAUUCAAGAUGAGUUGAAUAAAGUCAAAGCUUCCUGUAUCUCUACAGAGUGUAAAUUGCAAGAAUCUGAGAAGAAGAACAUGGAGCUCUUGACAGAUAUUGAAAGACUGAAAAAGGAGACAGAAGAGCUUAGAUCAGAAAAGGGUGUAAAGCACCAAGACUCACAGAAUUCUUUCUUGGCAUUUUUGAAUGCGCCUACCUCUGCUCUGGAUCAAUUUGAAAUUGAUUCAGUUGAGAACUUUACAUUGUCUAAUACUCCAUCACGGGAUGAAGAUAUCAAGUCUCACCUCCAUUCAAGAUCAAGGUCUCCUUCUACAGCUAGUGAGAUUGAACCGAUUGAGGUUACGGAUCAUCCUCCCCGCUCAAUUCACACACCAACCAUGAGGACAGCCUAUAUUGGAUCGGGACUCUCUGCACCAAAGCCUAAAGCCCACCAGUUUGUAGUGAAAUCAUUUAAUACCCCAACAAAAUGUAAUCAAUGCACAUCUCUGAUGGUUGGCUUAAUAAGACAGGGCUGCACUUGUGAAGUUUGUGGAUUCUCCUGCCACGUGACCUGUGCAGACAAGGCCCCUGCAGUGUGUCCAAUCCCUCCCGAGCAGACUAAGGGCCCUUUGGGGAUAGAUCCACAGAAAGGCAUAGGAACAGCAUAUGAAGGGCAUGUCCGUGUACCAAAACCAGCUGGAGUAAAGAAGGGUUGGCAGAGAGCGCUGGCAGUGAUCUGUGAUUUCAAACUCUUCCUGUAUGAUGUAGCAGAAGGAAAAGCAUCCCAGCCCAGUGUGAUAGUGAGUCAGGUUAUUGACAUGAGGGAUGAAGAAUUCUCAGUGAGUUCCGUCUUGGCCUCAGAUGUCAUCCAUGCAAAUCGAAAAGAUAUUCCCUGUAUCUUCAGAGUCACAGCUUCCCAGCUCUCUGCAUCCAGUAAUAAGUGUUCAAUCCUGAUUCUAGCAGACGGUGAGAAUGAAAAAAGCAAGUGGGUAGGAGUGCUGAACGAAUUGCAUAGGAUCUUGAAGAAGAACAAACUCAAAGACCGCUCAGUCUAUGUUCCAAAAGAGGCUUAUGACAGCACCUUACCCCUCAUCAAAACAACGCAGUCAGCCACAAUCAUAGACCAUGAAAGAAUAGCUUUGGGCAAUGAAGAAGGGUUAUUUGUUGUGCACGUCACCAAAGAUGAGAUUAUUCGUGUUGGUGACAAUAAGAAGGUUCAUCAGAUUGAGCUUAUCCCAAAUGAACAGCUCAUUGCAGUGAUCUCAGGACGAAACCGUCAUGUGCGACUCUUCCCUAUGGCUGCCCUGGAUGGAAGGGAGACUGAGUUUUAUAAGCUGGCAGAAACAAAAGGCUGCCAGUCUAUAGUUUCUGGACAUGUGCGCCAUGGAGCCCUUACUUGCUUAUGUGUAGCUAUGAAAAGGCAGGUCCUCUGUUACGAACUGAAUCAGAGUAAGACACGUCACAAAAAGAUCAAGGAGAUCCAAGUCCAGGGGAAUGUCCAGUGGAUGUCAGUCUUCAGUGAGCGUCUCUGCGUGGGCUACCAGUCAGGUUUCUUAAAAUAUCCCCUUCAUGGAGAAGGUAGCCCAUACAGUCUGCUCCAUCCAGAUGACCACACACUCUCAUUUAUCUCACAGCAGCCAACUGAUGCCAUCUGUGCAGUCGAAAUCUCAAAUAAGGAAUACCUGCUGUGUUUUAGCAGCGUAGGGGUUUACGUUGACUGCCAGGGCCGAAGAUCUAGACAACAAGAAUUGAUGUGGCCCGCAACUCCAUCUUCUUGCUGUUACAAUGCACCAUACCUCUCUGUGUACAGUGAAAAUGCAGUUGAUGUCUUUGACGUGAACUCCAUGGAGUGGAUUCAGACUAUUCCACUCAAAAAGGUACGACCCUUGAAUACAGAAGGAUCACUAAACCUUUUAGGACUGGAGACGAUUAGAUUAAUAUAUUUCAAAAACAAAAUGGCAGAGGGAGAUGAGCUGGUGGUUCCCGAGACAUCAGAUAACAGCCGGAAGCAAAUGGUUCGAAACAUCAACAACAAGCGGCGCUAUUCUUUCAGAGUGCCAGAGGAGGAGAGGAUGCAGCAGAGGAGGGAGAUGCUACGAGAUCCAGAAAUGAGAAAUAAGUUAAUUUCUAACCCAACUAAUUUUAACCACAUAGCACAUAUGGGUCCAGGAGAUGGUAUACAGAUUCUCAAAGACCUUCCAAUGAAUCUCCGGCCUCAGGAAAGUCGGACCGUGUUCAGUGGCUCUGUCAGCAUCCCGUCAAUCACGAAAUCCCGCACGGAACCAGGACGAUCGAUGAGUGCGAGCAGCGGCUUGGCAGCAAGAUCGUCUGCACAAAACGGCAGUGCUUUGCGGAGGGAAUUUUCAGGAGGUAGCUAUGGAGCAAAGCGCCAGCCUAUGGCAUCGCCAUCAGAUGGUUCCUUAUCCUCUGGUGGUCUGGACCAAGGCAGUGAUGCACCAACAAGGGACUACGAGCGAGAGGACUCUGACUCUCCAAGACACUCUACUGCGUCGAACAGUUCCAACCUCAGCAGCCCUCCCAGCCCGGUGUCGCCUCACAAGACCAAGAGCCUCUCCUUGGAGAGCUCUGACCACGUGAGUUGGGACUCAUGAACUGCUUCAGCAUUCAGAUUUGACAUCACAGCAGCUUAAUGUCCCCAUGGCUGUCCCCUUCACUUGUUCCAGCUCUCACCUUCAUCAUCCUAACCCUCCCCAUUCCCUGUCCGAAAGUGAUCCGGGAGUGGGGUAGAGAGGAAGGUAAAAGCUGGUCAUCUUCAGCACCAUUCAGCACUGCCUCACCCUCCCUUCCCUGGAUUUAACAGCAGCAAAUGAGCAAAGCUAGGGUGCUGGUAAAUAUCAGAUGCUGUAGAUUUGUAUUAGUAUUGGUUUCAUUUUUGUGAUUACAGCUGCUUUCAUUUUUAAAGAUAUAUUUAUCCCACCCCCCUCCCAAAAAAGUAGCUUAAAUAGACCAGACCAGUGUCAACAAGAGAAAAUUCAGAGGGAUUUUGUUUUCAUACAAUAGCUCAUUGUACUGUACAAAAGUAGCACAGAGACCCCUUCCCCUGCGUGGGGAACAAUCAGUAUGUCAGAGGCACAUAAAAGCUUUCAGCCACCACCUUUGAAUGUCAAUCUGAUUGUCGCCAGCAAAUCCUUAUUGAUUAAAAUGAUGCAUAUUUUACUACAGUACAGAGUUUAAAUAAAUACGCAGAUGUUAGAGUUAAAUACGUAUGUAUAUAUUCAAAGAAAAAGCAUUGUGUAUGCAGCAGAAGAUGGAUGCUUAUUUAAGAGAGCCUUUAAUUUAAGAUUUGUGUUGUCCCUGUUUUCAUGCUCAGUAAUAUACAGACUUGGAGGCCUGGCCUAAAACCUUUCGCAGGACAGAUGUUCCUUUUGCGUAGCACUCGCUGCACUGCCAGGAGGUGUCCUCCCAGUGCAGUCGCAAUGUUUCUUUACUUCUGGUAGUAGCAUAAGUGAAGCUAUAAUCCCUACUUUCCUGUUAACCCCCAUCCUUUGUAAAAAAUGACUGAUUGGAAAGCAACCCCCUGCCCUGACAAUCAAGGGCACCCUUCAGCCAGGUGGUUGCCCUUGUGUGCUAGCUGUGCAGCUGAGGAACCUUAGGGCAUGCUACAGUAGAGGUCCUUAAGGCAGCAAGGGAGUUUAAUGCAGCAGGAUUCAGCAGGAAUACUGUUUCCCUGGGUCAGCGUCUGACCAGGUUUUACUAGAAGGGAGCAGUCUUCCGCAUCUCCUUGACCAUUCCUAACCAGAACACUACUGUUGUUACCAAAUGCUAGUUUAUAAUAUACAUCAGCCAAAUGAGUGCCCUUAGCCUGAAGCUAGCCGUUGUUGGCUGUGCUGUCACUGUAGCAAUGAUGAACCUUGAAGACUGACCUCAUACUGUUCACACUGUGGUAGUCGAAGAUGUCUAGUCACCCACAACUGCCAUGCUGGCAAGGUUGGUUUUCCCUUCUCCCUCCCCACCCCAGCUGUGGGUUUGCACGAUUUACAGUUGUUUCUAUAUGCUCUCCUGCUAUUUGGUUCCAAGAGCAGGGCAGGUUCAACGGCAGAAAGAAUUGUGGUGGAAGACAGGGCCCACUGAAGUUGCAAAAAAAAAUAAUAAUAAAAAGCUGAAGCUGGUCAUGCAAUCAACCAAAUAAGAUGGGAGACUGGUGCACAAAUGGAUGGUAAGAGGAAGAAGUCUCUUCUCUUUGGUUAGUAAGACAGAUGUUUUUCAUUUGGGGAGUAUGUUCAAAUGAGCCUCUCUUCUUAGUAGUAUUGUUGCUGGCUUUAUACUAUGACCAUACUCGAACACAUAAGGGCUCUUUGUACUUAAAAUACUGGUUUCAUGGGGUUUGGAGACUUCUUAUGCCUCUUAUUGAACCAUUCCCCAUUCUUGCAGUUAGCAGUUUAUAGUGUGUUUCACCCACAUAGAGAUGCUUGGAGUUUUCCAGUUUCUGUCUUCCCUAGUGGAAGUUGUAGGUAAGUUCAAACUAUGUACAAUAAUUUCCAGGUAUGGUCUAAAUGGGAACUAGGGCAUGAGACACACAGAUCAUUGCCAUUACUAUUUAAUCAUGCUGGAUCUCCUAGAUAAGAUGUCGUCUAGUUCACUCUGCAUCAAGAGGCUUAUCCAAGGCUAAGCUCAUUCAGUGUUGUUUUGAGACAGAACCUCAAGAACUUUUUACAAACCGUCAUAUCAAAAUCCUGUCUGUCUGUCUGUCUGUCUGUCUCUCUCUCUCUCUCUCUCUCUCCAGUCUGAAUUUUUCAGAGUAGUAAAUUGGCAGGGUUUUUUGUUGUUACUUCAAAGCUACUAUUUUUUGCAAGCUUGGCAUUUAAUAUUAAAGCUAUAGCAAACAGCCAAGCACUUGAAAUUAAUUCCUAUCAGAAUGGUUUUUCAUCUUUCCGAGGGACAGACAGGCAGGGCAUUAUUGGCAUUAUUAAAAUUCCACAUCAGCUUCUUCUUAAAAGCUGCAUUUUGCUUCAGGUAUAGCCACUUCUUUUUCCCCACAAAGUCUCUCCUUUUGGUAAAGCAUGUCUACACACUUUUCAAAGCCUUUGCAGACUAGUUUUGUAUUUAGUGUAUGUUGUAUUUAAACAUUAAUCUUACUUUGCUGUUGAGAGAGGGCAUUUAGACUGCAGUCAUGGAAGAUAGAGCAGCCUGCGUGACCGUCCCCUUAGAGAGGAUCACAGCAUACGGAACCUUUGGGGGGAUUUUUGCAAUUGAGCUAAUGCUCUAUCUGAAAAUGGAACCCAAAGACCCAUGACAGAGCAAACUUAAUUUAAAUGAGUAAACCAGAGUGUUUACUCCAUUAUGGUGCCUGCAAUCUGUUGAUAGCAAACUGAAGUUUUCAGGCAGAGCAUGGAUCAGCUGCAUUACAAAGCUAAUCUCCACCCCAUGAGAGCUCCACAGGCCAUUGCUGUUUGUACACCACAAUUUCUAAGUCUUGGCAGUCCCCCUUUAGGGAUUACUAUAUUUAAUCAUUAGUUUGGUACUGUGCAUUUUUAUACACAUCUGUUAAAAAGAGAAACAGCAACUGUUCUCUCAGUUGAAAAGCAAAUGACCACAUCACUUAUUUGAAAGGGAGAAAGUUGUCCUAGGGCUUGAAUAGUUUUAUAUAUUUGGGGACCAUUUGAUUAUACACUCAAUUUUAAACCACACUCAUCCUUUUGUUGGUAUGAACACUGAAAACAAUAUGCAUACUGCAACUGAGCUUUUUAAGUAGGCAUUGGCUAGGAAAAGUAACUUGGUCAUUUGAACUGUAAGACUCUUGACUGGUAUCUCAAAGACAGUUGUCUCUUAAGGUUUUAUGUUUGCUACUUUGUACUGUAGCAUUGCUUCAACUUCACAGUUAGAGGGCUGCAAUUUGUCCAGGGAGCUAAAAAUCUCCCCUUGAAUUUCAACUGUAGCACAUGUUGUCUGUACACAAUAUAUAUCUAGCUAUGAUUUUUUUCCUUUUGGCUGAGACUGAAGGUGUUUUACAUUUAUGACUGCUUUAAAUGUAUGGAUUGUUGGGUUUUUGCAUUUUUUUUUUUUUUUUUUCUUCAUGGCAACAAAGGAUCCAAACAAAUUCAGGCAGCUACUAAGGACUCCAGGUCAUAGAAUGAAAAAGGUUUGAUAGUUUCCCCCUCCACACACACGCACAGACAUGGCUGCUUUCCAUAUUUCAUAAACCCAAAAGCAGGGUUAGAGUACUCUUUCUGUGUUGCAUUUUACCUGUAGAAGACAGCUGGUGGUUUCAAAAAGCAUUCCUGUCACUGUUGAGGUAGCUUCCUCUUUCCUCUCAUUUCAAAACCAAGUCAGGCAUGUUACCUCUUCAGUUAGAUUCUGAUAAAAUCACAACCCAAGUGUGUUGAACUCUCAGGUAUACAGUAGAAGGAAGUUAAGGGUCUUGCCCUACCAAGAAAGCCCAAAAAGCAUAAGGUAUUUGUAAGAAUACAGUUUAACCACAACUAACUGGUUCAGUGUCAGUCCUUCACCACAGACCACUCGAGUAUUAGUAAAAAAAAAAAAAAAAGAUUCUGACAAUGCCUUGUCUUAUACAGCCAAACAGGGGCUGACAAGACAAACCCAUACAUGGGUGGAUGAAAUUUUUCCCAUUUUGUGCAUGCUGUUUAAUUUUAAAUUAAUCCAUUAAGGGUGAAAUCCACCACAGUGCAAGUACCUGCCCUUCAAGUCUGGCACAUGUCACUUCUGUUAGCUUUUCACAUAGGAGUCUGUUCCAUGGAGGAAACGAGAGAAUUUUCUGCACUAACAUGAAUUACACCCUGUCGAGUGCUUUUGGUGUUCAUACUACAUUUGAUAAAGACCCCCAGAAACAGCUGUACUACAGACUUUCCAAUCUAACUUUAAACUCAGAUUGGUCCUUCUUUCCAGCCACAGCUUAAUACAACCUUUUUUCAUUUUGCAUAAGAAACAGUCUCAUCCACAGGGAAGAAAUCCACAAACAAACCAGUGUUGGUAUUUCAGAGCAAUUAUACCUGCCUUUUUAUGUAUGACAGUUUCAUAUCAUUUAUUUUUAAAAUAUUUUUUUUAGGUUUUUCAUUGUAAUAUUAUUGUACAGUUUUGCAUGGCAUAGAUGUAAUCACUUUUUUGUUUUAGAGUAUAAAAGCUGACAAGUGUGCGUGUGGGGGAAAGAUUCUGCUUUUUGCCUCUUCUCACUAUUUUGUUUAAUGCCCUCAAUGUUGUAGGGGACAUUGUAAGAGAUUCUCUGCUACAGAACAAUGAUGUAGAUUCUUUUGCACAGAAAUAUUUAAGGUGGAGAAGUCAACAAUGUAAUAAAUGACUUGCCACCAAUAUUUUAUGUUGGUAACACACUUAAUAUUAACCUACUUUGAUGUACUGCAAUAAAACAGGGAACUGUUAGAAA
Dromaius novaehollandiae (emu) is the source of this 11126-nucleotide messenger RNA. RefSeq names its product CDC42 binding protein kinase alpha (gene CDC42BPA). Gene Ontology annotation, cellular component: actomyosin; cytoskeleton; cytoplasm. Gene Ontology annotation, biological process: actomyosin structure organization; peptidyl-threonine phosphorylation. NCBI's taxonomy places the organism in Eukaryota, Metazoa, Chordata, Aves, Casuariiformes, Dromaiidae. The record is from RefSeq and is a predicted model, not a curated record. Gene Ontology annotation, molecular function: protein binding; protein serine/threonine kinase activity; ATP binding. The transcript is spliced from 36 exons. Bases 1330 to 6381 code for a protein of 1683 amino acids.